UACACGUUACGUGCGUUAGUGUUAGCAUUUCAGCUAGUCAGGUGACGUACUGACCUGACCCUGACCAACCCCUAAGACCGUAGUCAUGAAGCGAGAAUAAACCCUCUUCUCGAGGGCAAAAUCUUUGAUUCGCCGCUCACGCUCUAAUUUCUUCUGUUCGCAUUUGACCUCCAGAAGCUCAGAUUCCACGGCCCUAUGUCAGUGAGAAUGGGUGAAUAACCGGAGACCGGGCGAAGGACUAAUGGAGCAUGGCUGUCUAGCGAGGAUGCAGAUGACUGGGAUGAGGCAACUCGCUGUCCCUGGCUGUCUUAUGCUCAUCACAGUGCUAGCACUGGCAGAAGUGAAGCAGAGACCGUGGACGUACCGCGCAUCGGUUUUCGCGCAUCGCCCUCUGCUGCCAUCCGAAACGUUUCCGGUUAGCCGCACCAUUGCCGUUAAGAAUAUGAUGAAAAACGUGGUCAUCUACAGGCAACAGGCUCAGCAUGCAGCUAAGCAGGGUGCUCAGAUCAUCGUGUACCCGGAAGAUGGAUUGUAUGGCUACCUCUUCAACCGGGUCACCAUCAAACCUUACCUGGAGCCCAUCCCUGAUCCCUGGCAAGUGCUACCCUGGGUGCCGUGCACUGAUCCUGGCCGUGUGCAACCUUCGGAUAUUAUGGUUCAGCUCAGCUGCAUUGCCAGGGAGAACAAAAUCUACUUGGUGGCAAACAUGGGCGACAUCAAGCCGUGCAACACGACUGAUGAUGUCAGCGGCAUUCCAUGUCCUCCCGACGGUCAUUUUCAAUACAACACUGACGUCGUGUUCGAUCCUACAGGUCGGCUGAUAGCAAGGUAUCACAAACAUAACCUUUGUGAAGAGCAUCAGUUUGACAAACCGGAAGUGGAAGUCGUAACUUUUGAAACACCCUUUGGCCGUUUCGGUCUGUUCACCUGCUUCGACAUUCUCUUCCACGACCCUGCGAUUCUUCUUGUGGAGAACGGCAUCACAAAUAUCGCCUUUCCUACCUUUUGGACCGAGGAAUAUCCUUUACUCAACGCCAUCGGGAUUCACUCGCCUGGGCACGUGGGAACCGUGUGAACCUGUUGGCCGCCAACAUCCACAUGCCCGCCCUUGGCGCCCUAGGGUCUGGCGUCUACACCAGCGACGGACCGAUUGACUACUACUACGACGACACCGCCAGCAGCGAGGGGAGGCUCAUCGUCGUCGACGUUCCUGGU
Pomacea canaliculata is the source of this 1215-nucleotide messenger RNA. Its product is annotated as vascular non-inflammatory molecule 3-like. The coding region runs from base 242 to 1075 and encodes 277 amino acids. The record is from RefSeq and is a predicted model, not a curated record. Lineage: Eukaryota; Metazoa; Mollusca; Gastropoda; Architaenioglossa; Ampullariidae. The transcript has 6 exons.